CCGUGAGGAGGUUUCAACCCAAAAUCCCCGCUGCUGACCCCGCUCUCCUGUCCCUCAGGCGUGGCAUCCACGACAUGUUCCCCCUGCACUUGGCCGUUCUCUUCGGCUUCUCCGACUGUUGUCGCAAGCUGCUUUCCUCAGGUCAGUUGUACAGCAUCGUGUCCUCGCUGAGCAACGAGCACGUGCUGAGCGCCGGCUUCGACAUCAACACCCCCGACAACCUGGGCAGGACCUGUCUGCACGCUGCUGCUUCCGGAGGGAACGUUGAAUGUCUGAACCUGCUGCUGAGCAGCGGCGCUGACCUGCGGAGGAGGGACAAGUUCGGGAGGACCCCCCUGCACUACGCGGCGGCCAACGGCAGCUACCAGUGCACGGUGACACUGGUGACAGCCGGGGCCGCCGUCAACGAGGCCGACGGCAAAGGCUGCACGGCGCUGCACUACGCGGCUGCCUCCGACACCUACCGCAGGGCCGAGGCUCACUCAGGACCCAGCGAGGAGGAGCCCCUGAAGGAGUCGAGGCUGAAGGAGGCGUUCUUCUGUCUGGAAUUCCUGCUGGACAACGGUGCUGACCCCUCCCUGCGGGACAAGCAGGGCUACACCGCCGUCCACUACGCGGCCGCCUACGGCAACCGGCAGAACCUCGAGCUGCUCCUGGAAAUGUCCUUUAACUGCCUGGAGGAUGUGGAAAGCACCGUUCCAGUCAGCCCUUUGCACUUAGCUGCCUACAAUGGUCACUGUGAAGCCCUCAAGGCUCUGGCUGAGACGCUGGUGAACCUGGACGUGCGGGACCACAAGGGCCGCACCGCGCUCUACCUGGCCACGGAGCGCGGCGCCAGCGAGUGCGUGCAGGUGCUCACCAGCCACGGCGCCUCCGCCCUGGUCAAGGAGAGGAAGAGGAAGUGGACGCCUCUCCACGCUGCAGCUGCCAACGGGAACACGGAUUCCCUGCACCUCCUGAUCGACAGCGGCGAGCGGGCGGACAUCACGGACGUCAUGGACAUCCACGGCCAGACCCCUCUGAUGCUGGCCAUCAUGAACGGCCACGUGGACUGUGUCCAUCUCUUGCUGGACAAGGGCUCCACGGCCGACGCCGCCGACAAGAGGGGCCGGACCGCGCUGCACCGGGGGGUCAGUGGGGUCUGG
Messenger RNA from Pyrgilauda ruficollis (rufous-necked snowfinch), 1145 nucleotides. RefSeq names its product serine/threonine-protein phosphatase 6 regulatory ankyrin repeat subunit C. Gene Ontology annotation, biological process: protein localization to T-tubule; regulation of cardiac muscle contraction. Lineage: Eukaryota; Metazoa; Chordata; Aves; Passeriformes; Passeridae. Gene Ontology annotation, cellular component: T-tubule. The record is from RefSeq and is a predicted model, not a curated record. The annotation marks the transcript as partial. The transcript has 10 exons. Gene Ontology annotation, molecular function: protein binding.